Messenger RNA from Leptomonas pyrrhocoris, 516 nucleotides. RefSeq names its product putative kinetoplast-associated protein p18-2. The record is from RefSeq and is a predicted model, not a curated record. NCBI's taxonomy places the organism in Eukaryota, Euglenozoa, Kinetoplastea, Trypanosomatida, Trypanosomatidae. The transcript has a single exon. The coding region runs from base 121 to 516 and encodes 131 amino acids.
AGUUCUCCCCACUCGUUCGGCUAUUCACGUGUGUUUGUGUUUUUUACAGGUAAUUAUCGCCGUGUCUUCUAUCCCUCUUCGUACCUCUUACCAAAGCAAAACACCGCGUCAACAUCAAAGAUGCUGCGCCGCACCCAGACUUUCCUGAAGGUGAGCCCCUACUUCCUUUUCCUGAAGGACUUGAGCAAGGCUGGGAAGCUGAAGGGUGUGCGCAACCCCGGAAAGCAUGCGGCGAAGCAGUACCGCCAGCUCUCCUCUGCCGCGAAGUCCGCGCUGGUGAAGCGGGCGCAGUCCACCACCUUCUCCAGUGCCGAGGCGUACAAGCGGAUGGCAAAGCGUGAGAUGGCUCACAAGAACGUCCCGAUGAAGCAACGCUACGCCCAGCUGCGGCAGAAGUGGGCUGCGGUGAAGAAGGCGCAGCGCAAGGCGACGAAGCCCGCCGCUGCCAAGAAGCCGAAGAGCGCCAAGUCGAAGGUCAAGAAGGCUGGAAAGAAGGCCAAGAAGGCGUCUGCGUAG